AUGCAUAUUCAGUCGAUUCCCAUGUGGGUUGGCAGCUCCAACAACUAUGCCUACCUUGUGAUUGACGACAAGUCCAAAGAUGCCGUCAUUAUUGAUCCGGCAAACCCGCCAGAGGUUGCUCCUAUUCUCAAGGAUGCCAUUUCCUCAGGCAGGAUUAACCUGACGGCCGUUGUCAACACUCACCACCACUGGGAUCACGCUGGAGGCAACAAGCAGCUGCUGUCUGAUCUAGGCACCGACAAGCUCACCAUCAUUGGCGGGAAAGACUGCGAAGGCGUCACCUGGACACCAAAGCACGAGGAGACGUUCAAGAUUGGCGAUAUUUCCGUCAAGUCUGUGCACACCCCUUGCCAUACGCAAGACAGCAUCUGCUAUUACUUGGAGGAUUCAACUGGCAAGGCUGUUUUCACCGGCGACACUCUCUUCAUCAGCGGAUGUGGCAAAUUUUUCGAGGGCAACGGGGCAGAGAUGCACGAAGCGUUGAACAACCGCCUCGGAGCACUGCCAGAUGACACGGUUGUCUACCCUGGACAUGAAUACACAAAGUCAAACGUCCGAUUCACCAUUUCUGUCUCCCAAACAGAGCCCAUCAAGAGCCUGCAGGCCUUUGCAGAAAACAACCAGGUGACGACGGGCAAGUUCACGAUCGGUGAUGAAAAGAAGCAUAAUGUCUUUAUGAGAGUCGAGGAUCCUGAGAUCCAAAAGGCAACGGGCGAGACAGAUCCCGUGUCUGUCAUGGCCAAGCUGAGAGAGAUGAAGAACAACUUCAAGUGA
Trichoderma virens Gv29-8 is the source of this 774-nucleotide messenger RNA. RefSeq lists its product as uncharacterized. Gene Ontology annotation, molecular function: hydroxyacylglutathione hydrolase activity. The transcript has 9 exons. The coding region runs from base 1 to 774 and encodes 257 amino acids. Lineage: Eukaryota; Fungi; Ascomycota; Sordariomycetes; Hypocreales; Hypocreaceae. The record is from RefSeq and is a predicted model, not a curated record.